CACCGGUUACCUCCCAGGAGGUAAGACCUCAAAUGAUUCCCAGCCGUCCAUUUCUUAAUUAAUUAAUUGAUUAUGUUAAUCUUAAACAUUGAAAUAAUUAUGACUCCCAGCCGCAUCCGCUCUAGCGACCCGCCUGACUUCUAGCGGCGACGGGUGAGGCAAAUCAAUCUCUAUCCGACUGCUGCCGCCGCCGCCUCCUACGCUGCCCUCGUUCCGAGAUUCAUGAUUCUGUUAGCCUGGUUCCUAUACUCUCGGAGAUGGAUUCAACAUAGGCAUGGAUUAGGGUUCCAUCGCUACAUAGAGGCUGCCGCCGCCUUGUACGCCGACCCUGCACUCGACGGCGUCUUGCCGGCGGCCACUGCGUGUUGUGCAUCCCGGUGGUCCGCCACAUCGGCUUCCGCCGUCCGUCAGCCACGGCUGGAAAGGUAAGCCGGAAUAUGUCCUGCCACCGAGGUUGCUGAGCAACGCUUUGGCCCUCUAUCCCCAUCCCUGUAUCUUAUCAGCAGACUUUGCUUUAGAUUCAUCUGUGGGUGAAACUGAAGGAGAUGGAGAAUACAGAAUAAAGCCACUCCCAUUAGAUUGUUUAAGGGAUUGACCACUCCAUAGAGUUGGUGAAUCGAGUUGUGUGCUGAUCAAAGAUGGUACGUUCUUGUUUGUAAUAUAUUAUGGACAAGGCCUUCAGAGUCAUUUUUUAAUUUGAUAUAUUUUGUUGUUUUUUAUAUGUUUGAUAACCAGGUUGCAACCGUGUGUAUGCCAGGAAAAUUUGCUGCAUUAUGCAGGAAAUUGACAAAGGAUCAAAGGGAUAUAGUUGAAAAAAUAGGAUUAGGCAAGUUACUUAAUAUUCCAUCGAUGCCUAUUCAACGUAUGCUAGUGGAGAGUCUUGUUGAAAAAUUCAAUGCAGCAGAUAGGACCUUUACAAUUCAGGGCCACGUGGUUUCUAUUUCCCCAUGGGAUGUGUACUGCAUAUUAGGUCUAGUUGACAAAGGAGAAAAGAUUGAAAUUAGUAGGAAGCAAGCAGACCGUAAAUGGUUUAGUGUUUAUAAACAAAAGGGUGAUACAUCAAUCACUUUCAAAUACUUGGAGGAAAGAAUACCAAGGGAGGCUGAUGCUGAUCACUUUGCUAGGAUGUUUGUGCUAUAUGCUAUAGGAACAAUUUUGGCACCUAGUUCUAAGGGUUAUGUUGCCAGCAACUAUUUAGAGUUGGUGGUUAAUGUUUCAAGAAUCAAGAAUCUCAAUUGGGCGCGAUUCACAUUAGUUCAUUUGUUGGACAACCUGGUUGAAUUCAAGAAGAACAGAAGAACAGGACUUGCUGGAAAUUUGGCACUAUUCCAGGUUUGGUUUUUUGAGCAUUUUCAAGCAUCUGGUGAUGGCUUAGAUUAUACACUGCAUCAACAUCCGUUGAUAAGAAAUUGGAAUGAAGACAAAGUUUUGAAGCGAGCACGCAUUCAAGCUAUAAAGAAAUUUGGGGCUGAAAAGGUGGUCACGGAAUUGGAACCGAAUGAGUCCAAAGUGCACACUGGUAAUGAUAAUUUUUACCAGGAUAUUGGUGAUGACCAAUAUAAUGAGGGAAUGAGAUACGAAAAAUCUGAAAAUAAGGAUUGGAAUGAGAAUGUUGAACAGGAAGAUGUAAAUCAAGAAGACCUGCGUGAUGCUAUGGAGGAUGACGAAAUCAAGAUAAAGGAAUCAAUGGAAGCAAUGAAAUCCCUAUUUGUUAGGUUCCCGGAGUUGCAUACGGUUGUGCAGAUGGUUGUCAAGCUAUUUGAUGGAACUAGAAGUAAUAGGUCUACAAAGUGUGAGGGAAAACAAUGUGAUUCAUCGGGUACUAGCAAAUCGCGAGAAUCGAAUUCCAAUGUUCAAAAGGAAAGUGAGUUGGCAAGUCAUGCAAACAGUAUGGAUAAAUCAGAGAAAGAAAAACCAUGUCCGGAGCAGGGUACUGGUGAUGAAAGGGAGGUUUCUUCAUCCAACUUAUCUUCAGGAGCAAAGAGGAAAAUUGAUUUUGUUUUGAGUCCUACACUGGUUGAAAAGGUAAAAACCAGAACCAAUAGGCAACCAAGCAAAGUCUGCAAGUCUCCGUACAUAGGCACAAAGCAGAAUAGGGUAUCUACAACAAAAACUAAUUGUCCAAAUGUUGGCGACAUUACAAAAGGACUAGAGUUAAGUGACUUGGAACUUCACGCCAUUAAAUAUAUUUUGGAGGAAUUAGCGACUGAACCAAAAAAAAGUCUAGUAUCCAUAGGUGGAAUUGAGCUGGGUGCUAAUCAAUUGAAAUGUCUAGUAACACGUGUGAGAGAGGAUGCAGGAGACAAAUGGUUAUGUUCUGGGAUAGUAGACUCCUAUGCAACUAUAUUCAACUCUGAUUGGAAAAAAGAUACUAACGAGAUAAAGCAUGCACUUUUAGAUGUCAAUUGUCAGUGGUUACGAAUGAUUGGGAAAGCUUGGGUACAAACUGGUGUACCUUGGUGGAGGUUGUGCCAUAAGUCUGCUCAGGAAUUGGUUGGAGCUGAUAUGGUCUUCAUUCCCAUGAAUAAUACAAAAAGUCACUGGUGGCUCUGUGUUCUGUACCCUGCUAGAAAUGAAAUUCAAGUUCUCGAUUCUUUCAAUAGGACCAUAAAUUAUGAAGAAGAAUUAGUCGAAUUGAGAUGUGGAAUUCAUUCAAUUUUGCAAGCAAUUUUGGCAUCAUCUGACAAGUUGGAGUCCAGGUGGAGUAACUAUGACAUUCUACAAUGGGAUGUUGUUGUGAAGAAAAACAUUCCACGACAACAUGAUGCGUGCUCAUGCGGGAUUUUUACAAUAAAAUAUAUGCAAUUUUGGAAUGGGAGUGAAAUAACAAAUCCAUUCACGCAAAAGGAUAUGGAGAAAUUUAGGAAGAAGAUGCCAGCUGAGCUGAUCUUGUCGCCCUUGAAUGAGCUUACUACCAGCAAAGGGCAUGUACUUGCCACCCAGAAUUUUAGUUGAUCUCUAUUUUUCAAACCAUCAGGAUUUUUGUAAAAUAGUUUAGAUUUAUUCUAGAGUUGGUCAUACAAAGAGAGAACAGAAGGCUCUUGUUGCUAGCUAUGCUAUCCAAGUUUGCCAUAUUGGAGUUAAAUUAUAGUUGUUUGUGUUUGAACUACCAGAUGACAUGCUAUUUUUCAAUUA
Messenger RNA from Panicum virgatum (switchgrass), 3135 nucleotides. RefSeq lists its product as uncharacterized. Gene Ontology annotation, molecular function: cysteine-type peptidase activity. Gene Ontology annotation, biological process: proteolysis. Bases 721 to 2955 code for a protein of 744 amino acids. Lineage: Eukaryota; Viridiplantae; Streptophyta; Magnoliopsida; Poales; Poaceae. The record is from RefSeq and is a predicted model, not a curated record. The transcript is spliced from 11 exons.